Messenger RNA from Arthroderma uncinatum, 1275 nucleotides. Its product is annotated as benzoate 4-monooxygenase cytochrome P450. The record is from RefSeq and is a predicted model, not a curated record. NCBI's taxonomy places the organism in Eukaryota, Fungi, Ascomycota, Eurotiomycetes, Onygenales, Arthrodermataceae. The transcript is spliced from 2 exons. The coding region runs from base 1 to 1275 and encodes 424 amino acids. Gene Ontology annotation, molecular function: monooxygenase activity; iron ion binding; heme binding.
AUGGAGAAGCAUGGCUUCCGGCGCCGCGUCAUGGAAUAUGCAUUUUCGGAUUCUGCUCUAAGAUCUUCUGAAGACUUCAUCAUUGAAAAUGUCCAAAUAUUUUGUGAGGAACUAAGCAAUACUGCGGCAACGCCUAGCAAAUGGGGGACACCUCAGGAUAUGAAUAGCUGGAGUACAUACCUGAACUACGAUAUCAUGGGAGACUUGACCUUCAGUACCAAGUUUAACUGCAUGAGGAGUGAGGAGCAUCGAUAUGUCCCAGCUAUAAUGAUUACUGGAACCGAAUUCCUUUACAACUUCGGUUACUUGCCAUUUGUGAGGUUUGUUCGCCCUCUUCUUGGUAGCAAGUUACUGGAGAUUCUCGGAGGAAAGUUGGCUCGUGACGGGAAACGUUAUGUGGAAUAUGCCGCCCGCCAGAUGGUCCUACGUCUUGAAGACACUGAAAAGAACGACGCCGAUUUUCCCAGGAAGGACCUUAUGCAUUACCUCAUUAACGCAGAAGACCCUCAGACAGGCCAGGGGCUAUCUCCUACCGAACUCGCCGCGGAGAGUAGCCUUCUCAUGGCAGCCGGGUCUGACACAACAUCAACGGCUCUCUCUGGAACAUUCUUCUAUCUCCUUCAUUCCCCAGAGUGUUUAGAGAAGGCAACAAUUGAAGUACGGUCCAUGUUCAAUUCUAUUGAGGAAAUUCGUGGUGGCAGCUCGCUUGGUAGUCUUGUCUACCUGCGUGCGUGCAUUGAUGAGACCCUGAGACUCAGCCCUCCAGUAACAACCAACUUGAUGGUAGAGGUGCUACCAGGAGGUCUCGCCGUUGAUGGAAAUCAUUUCCCGGAGGGGACGACACUUGGAGUUUCCCCAUAUGUUGUCCAUCAUAAUGCGCAGUAUUACCCUGAUCCUUACGUGUAUCGACCGGAGCGAUGGAUUUCUCGCGAUAAACACUGCUCUGUGUUAACCGACGAUCAGAAGAGCACAGUUGAAAGUGUCGCUAAUGCCCGAUCUGCAUUCUUUGCAUUCAGUGCUGGACCCCAUGGCUGUCUUGGGAAGAAUUUGGCUUACCUUGAGCUCAUAAUUACUCUCGCCAUGCUGCUAUUCAAAUUUGAUAUCCGAAUCCCCCAAGACAAGGAACUCAGAGAGCCUAGUGGAGAGGGGAUGUCUGGCAACAAACACCCCGGUCGACGCAGGCGCGAUGAGUACCAGCUUGUAGAACAUUUUAUACCCAUAAAGAAGGGGCCGAUGGUCCAGUUUAGAGAUGCAAGAUGGGAGCUUAUCGACUAG